This is a messenger RNA of Pochonia chlamydosporia 170, 411 nucleotides long. RefSeq lists its product as hypothetical. The transcript has a single exon. The record is from RefSeq and is a predicted model, not a curated record. The coding region runs from base 1 to 411 and encodes 136 amino acids. Lineage: Eukaryota; Fungi; Ascomycota; Sordariomycetes; Hypocreales; Clavicipitaceae.
AUGGAGCAAGUUAUAAACCAAGGGAUGCAGCUCCACCAAGCUAAAAUGCUGGCUAAGCUAAAUUAUGCCUACUUUAAGCAUUGCAACAUGUCGUCUACUUUCGAGGACAUAGUUGAUGAGCUGAAUGCGUGGAGGAUAAAGAUAAUGCAGCAGUUGGAGGAAAUAGUGCCAGCACAGGUGAAGGAGCUGCUGGAAAGAAUGGAGCAGGAACGCGUUGGCGACAUGGUUAGGGAGUUUGCGUAUGGUUGGUUUUUAGAGAUAGAAAAGCUGACAAAGGAAGCCAGACGCACGGGGGAGGACCUGGAGAUGCCGGACAUUUCGGAGGAACAGGAAACAAUCAACAUACUGUGGGCUAUGGUGAAGUGUGCAAGGGCCGAAGACCAGAAAAUUUUCCAGAUGUCCGAAAUUUAG